Molecule: messenger RNA, 2358 nt
Organism: Penicillium manginii
Lineage: Eukaryota; Fungi; Ascomycota; Eurotiomycetes; Eurotiales; Aspergillaceae
Product: snoRNA-splicing protein PRP40
Exons: 4
Coding region: 1-2358 (785 amino acids)
Biological process (GO): mRNA cis splicing, via spliceosome
Cellular component (GO): U2-type prespliceosome; U1 snRNP
Molecular function (GO): RNA binding; protein binding
Source: RefSeq, a predicted model, not a curated record
AUGAAUCCUCCAAUCUGGCAGGAGGCGCGCAAUGCGGAGGGUCGCGCAUAUUACUACAAUGUGCAGACUAAAGCCACUCAAUGGCAAAAGCCAGCUGAGCUGAUGACUCCCGUCGAGCGUGCUCUGGCGAAUCAACCAUGGAAGGAGUAUGCCGCGGAGGGAGGUCGCAAGUAUUGGUCCAAUACGGAGACCAAGCAAAGCACCUGGGAAAUGCCCGAUGUCUACAAGGACGCGCUGGAACAGGCCCAGGCCGCUCCAGCCCCCCCCAGCUGCGUAUGGGGAGGUAGCUCCUACCCGCAAGCUCCGCACCGGGAGCGCGAGCGCGAACGUGACCGUGACUACCGUGAUCGUGACCGUGAUCGAGACCACCGUGACCGCGAUCGCGACGAUUACGACCGAGGAUAUAAUGACCGCCGUGGAGGAUAUGGGUCUUACGAGUCGAACGGGAUGGUAGCUGCACCGGCAUUGGUAACUCAGUCCGAGCCCGACUAUGGUUCCGUCGAAGAGGCCGAGAGCGCUUUUAUGAAAAUGCUCAAACGACACAAUGUGCAGCCCGAUUGGACCUGGGAGCAGACCAUGCGUGUGGUGAUCAAAGAUCCGCAAUACCGCUCGCUCAAGGAUCCCCGUGACCGCAAGGCCGCCUUUGAGAAAUACGCGGUCGAGGUUCGCAUGCAGGAGAAGGACAGGGCGAAAGAGAGAUUCGCUAAGCUGCGCGCAGAUUUCAAUACCAUGCUGAAGCGGCAUCCUGAAAUCAAGCACUACAGUCGUUGGAAGACCAUUCGUCCCAUUAUCGAAGGAGAGACUACGUUCCGGGCCACCAAUGAAGAGAACGAAAGACGCCAGCUCUUUGAGGAGUAUGUUGUCGAACUCAAGAAGACUCACAUGGAGCAGGAAGCCACGGCACGCAAGGAAGCCAUGAGUGAGUUGGCCGGUAUUCUUGGAUCUUUGAACCUUGAGCCAUACACUCGCUGGGCUGAAGCCCAAGCUGUCAUCGAGUCCAACGAAAAGGUUCAGGCCGAUGAUAAGUUCAAGACCCUCAGCAAGUAUGACAUUUUGACUGCGUUUGAAAACCACAUCAAGACCCUCGAGCGAGAAUUCAAUGAUGCGCGUCAACAGCAGAAAGCGAUCCGCGCCAGAAAGGAACGUCGGAACCGAGAGAAGUACUUGGAGCUUCUGAAGGAGGUUCGAUCUCAGGGCAAGAUCAAGGCUGGUAGUAAGUGGAUGGAUAUCCGCCCUCUUUUCCAAGAUGAUGCUAGAUACCAGGGCAUUCUUGGCCAAGCUGGAUCGACCCCCCUGGACCUUUUCUGGGAUAUGCUCGAGGAGGAGGAACGCUCGCUCCGGGGCCCCCGCAACGAUGUUCUCGAUGUCCUUGACGACAAACGCUUUGAAGUUACUUCCAGUACCCCGUAUGAGGACUUCAGUGCAAUUAUGACUGCUGACCGCCGCACUUCGAAGAUUGAUGCGGAUAUUCUGCAGCUCAUUUUCCAGCGUAUCCAGGAGAAAGCAAUUCGCCGCGACGAGGAUGAAAAGCACGCUGCCGAUCGUCAUCAGCGCCGGGCUGUCGAUGCCCUGCGUUCUCGCAUAAAGCGCCUCGAACCUCCUGUGCGUGUCUCCGAUACCUGGGAAGAGACCAAGCCUCGCCUCGAGAAGUAUGAAGAAUACAAAGCUCUCGAAUCAGACGAGCUUCGAGAGUCCGCAUUUGAGAAGUAUAUCCGCCGUCUUAAGGAGAGAGACGAAGAUACCGACCGAGACCGCGAAAUGAGAGAUAGAGAUCGCUCCCGCCGUGACGGUGACCGUGGUGACCGCGAUUAUCGCAGCGGCCGCGGCGAGCGACGCGGGGGAAGCCGUGCUAGUCGCACCCCUGAAUUGGACGUCUACGAAGCAGAACGCCGCAAGGCCCAGGCAGACCGGGAACGUUCUUACCGCAAGGUCAGUGGAUUCUCUCCAUCCCGAGAUCGCCGUGAUGAUCGCGAGCGCGGUGAUCGCUACCGUGACCGUGAUGAUGACCGUGAGCGCGAUCGUGAGUUUGGCCGUCCCCCUCGACGCGAUGGUGAUCGUCGUGAAAGCGAGCGUGAACGUCUCUACCGCACUCGCGGUGACCCACGCGGCGGACGUGAUGAGCUUGACUACGGUGGUGGUGAAAGCCGCAGCACGGGUAGUGUCCGGCGUAGACGGGAGAGUGAUUCGGAGAGUGUUGCCAGUCGCUCCGUGAAGCGUUAUCGUCGUGAUAGUCGUGAGAGGGAUCGUAGUAAGGGUCGGACGGAGCGACGUGAGCAAUCUGCCAUUCCUGAGGAAGAUAUCAAGAAGGAAAAGGCUGUUCAUUCUGGCAGCGAGGAAGGGGAGAUCGAGGAGGAUUAG